AUGGUAGCUUCCUUACUAAAAUGCAAGAGUCUAAAACUGGUAACUAAACAAGAAAAGACAAAACCAAAGCGCAAUGAAAGCCUAGAUGGCACAUCUAAAAUCAGGGCUGCGGCUUGGAGAGCUCCCAAAAGCUGCUUGCCGCCUUUGCGGGGUGUGGUCCGGCCUCCAAGGCUGCGCGGCUCAGGAGGCGGCACCCUGGGCGGGGUCGAGGGGGCGUCGAGGGGCGGGGUCUGGGGGCCUUUGGGCCACAGCGCGGUGGGCAGGGCCGAGGCGGAGGCCGGCGGCGCGCUGCCUACUGAUCGCCUGGCCCGGGACCCAUGCCGGGCAGCGGAGAGCGGAAAGCGUGGAGGCUGCCCGGCCACCGCGCCCUCCCCGCCGGUGGAAACCGCACCGCGGCUCCGGAACCGACCCCCAGCCGCGUCCGUGUCCAGGGGCGGUCGAGGCCGGAGCGAGGAAGACGCUCGGGUCCUGGCGCCCACCUUGCUUCGCCCAGAAUGGCGCACCACCCAGGUUAAGAAGGAACGCGACAUUCUGGUGCCGAAACCCGGGAAGCGAACCAGGCCGAGACUCGAGACGUCAAACCAAUACCAACUACCUAGGGUCCGAGGGUCUGUUUGUGUUUUUCCACAGGAUCAACAGGUUCCAGUGUGGGUCCCAAAACGACUGAUACGAAUCACUGCGGUGCCUGCACAAGCCUCCACUGAACAAACCAUUGAAGAUGACACCUCUGAUACUGUUCCUGAGGCCAAAAAGAAAAGCUCUGACUUUACUUAUGUGCCUUCAACAACGUUUUCCUGCACCAUCGCCUUGUCCAGCAUCUUCAUCUGUUACCUUCCUGAAUCCUGCCUGCCUUUGCGGCUAGAGGCCUUUCACGGCUACAAGCCUCCCCCCUUUUGUGGCUCAAUGCUAGACCAGUAGCCGAUAACGGGUAAUGUAGGAGGUGGCCAUGUACCAACCUAAGACAGAAGCUGUAGCAUGCUCUACAGUAUUCAAUGACGGUAAGGACAUGUGCUCGACCCCUCAACCUAAGACAGGCACGGUCUCAAGCCUUUUCUUUUUUAAUAAAAAGAAAGGGGGAGCUGUCGGGGGCUGCAGACCCCAUCCUAGCCUGGCUUGAGGAUUUCAGUGUGGCCCUGAUGCAGGACAACAGUGUAGCCCUGAUGCUGAGACAAAGAAUUGCUACAAACAGCUGACAUUGCUUGUAGAAGGAGCCCCGGCGCUGAGCCAGUAGGCUAACACUGAUCAAGGACUGUACCCUGGCAUUAAGCCGGGGCAACAUAGAUUGCAUCAAGGACUGUACCCUGGCAUUGAGCCGGGGCAACACAGAUUGCAACAAGGACUGUACCCUGGCAUUGAGCCGGGGCAACACAGACUGCAACAUCAAGGACUGGCACUAAGCCGGGGCAGCCUGGUUUGCAACAUAUGACUGAUACUGCCGUAAGAACUGGCCCCGGCACUAAGCCAGCAGCAGAUGCUAUCUAAGAAAGCGGCCCCGGCAUUAAGCCAGGGCCAAGAAGAACUGCUUUGAUUAGACAAAAGUGACUCAUGCUUGCACGCGCUCUUUAAUUACUCUGAUUGUAUUAUAUUGUAAUCUUGCUCUCCCCGCAUAUUCUAUAACUGAUUGUUCUUCUGUACCUUCUUGUAUCUGUGCCCACUAUGUACCUUUUGAUAUGUAAUACUGUAAUCUUACUAUUGUACUCUGUAACCUGAUUGUCUCAUGAUUCAUAUAAAUAUGACUGUAACUGCCUUGUAAAAUCAUCAUCAGAGAACCAGAGGAUGAUCAGAGGAGAAAGAGAGAAGA
This is a messenger RNA of Sciurus carolinensis (gray squirrel), 1801 nucleotides long. RefSeq lists its product as uncharacterized. The coding region runs from base 1 to 918 and encodes 305 amino acids. Lineage: Eukaryota; Metazoa; Chordata; Mammalia; Rodentia; Sciuridae. Gene Ontology annotation, molecular function: nucleic acid binding. The record is from RefSeq and is a predicted model, not a curated record. The transcript has 5 exons.